This is a messenger RNA of Apis dorsata (giant honeybee), 617 nucleotides long. RefSeq lists its product as uncharacterized. The record is from RefSeq and is a predicted model, not a curated record. The coding region runs from base 152 to 613 and encodes 153 amino acids. The transcript has 3 exons. Gene Ontology annotation, biological process: regulation of synaptic transmission, cholinergic; sleep; positive regulation of voltage-gated potassium channel activity. NCBI's taxonomy places the organism in Eukaryota, Metazoa, Arthropoda, Insecta, Hymenoptera, Apidae.
UCAUAAAAUAUUUGCAUGAAUUGUAAUAAUUUGUAAUAAAAAUAUUUGAUAAAAAGGGAAUCAGUAAUUAGAACGAAGAUGUAAACAGAUGCCACGCCUUUUUAUCGCAGACGAACAGUAAACUGUUGCAAGAUAUAUUAUUAAAUUAAAUAUGUAUUCGUAUUUAUUUAGAACAAUAUAUCUCUAUUUAUUAUUAUUAUUCAUAAUAGUAGGAACUGAAGCCAUUCGUUGUUAUCAGUGUAGUAGUGACACUGAUCCUAAAGGGGAAGAUUUAUGUGGAGCAUAUACAAAAUUUGAUAAAGAAAAAAAUAUUGCUGUAGAAUGCAAUAGUGAAGAAUCAAAUAUGCCCGGUACAUUUUGUGUUAAAAUAACACAUCAGAGUCCUCGUGGUUUUAUUUGGAACGGUAGAUGGCGCCAGGUGAUUCGUCGAUGUGCUUCAGUAUCUAGUACAGGAGUUACGGGUGUUUGUAACUGGGGAGUUUAUGAAAAUGGAGUAUAUUGGGAAGAAUGUUCUUGUUCGGAAAAUUCUUGUAACGGAGCAUCAACAUUAUCAUCAUUUUCAAUAAUCAUUUUAUUGAUUUUUGGUAUUUCAAUUACCAUAUUUUUCUUAUAAAAAU